AUGACAGAUAAAAAGGGAAAACUUGUGGAGUCUGGGCAGACACCCAUGGACAACUCCGACACGGACUACGACGUGCUAUCCAUCUCGUCCCGCUGUGUCUCCAGUGAUGAUAAUGACCUAAAAGGUAGCUGGUAUGGCGUUGGCCAGCUUGACGACGACACUGACGACCCCGAAUGCAUCACAUUCUCAAAUGAUGGAGACGGAGACACCGGCUCGUCGCCCCCUCUUUCCCCCCAGUCGCUCAAAAUGCCCACCCUAGCCUUUUCCAUCGACUCCCUCAGUGAGUCCACCCCUACACCAAGCAAGUACUUCUUCAAGGACGACCUCAAACUCGAAUGGGACGUGGUAGCUCAUAAGAUUGCUCGAAACCCCCCUAGGUACCGAGACGGCCACAACCUACCCCCUCUGGGAGCCCCUGUUGACAGAGUAUGCCUUCUUAACCUCUGCGGUACCCCCUCCCCAGCAGUGCAAAAGUUCUUUGUGCACUAUUAUGGAUUCAAGACCGAAGUUGAAAUGAUACACCUAGCCAACAUUGACAACUUGGACUUUCACCCUGCAACCUGCUACGUGGGGUUCGUCACUCUCACUAGUGAAGAGUCCAUCUCUUCUGCGCUUCUCAAGAUUGACGCCGCCCUCAGUGCCCGUUCUCGGGGCAUCUACGUCACCUGUUGGGCCCCUUCUCAGCUGAGUACUACCAGUCUCAUCAACACUUCGGUGUACGCAGCUCUCAAGCCUCUGCAAGACACGUCUGUCCUGAGCCUCCCUCUUGCGCUGGACUCAUUUGACCCCCUCGACAUUCAGCUCAUCGAGUGGGAGGAACACAGUGUACGAAGAAAGAGAUCUUCUACUCUAAUGUUCCAGUUUGACCAGAAGACCAUCUGGAAGGCUAUAGUCGGAUUCCUUGUACUCGCCAUCACGGCCCAGAUUGCUCAGUAUGUCUUACUUUACAGUAUUGGAGACGUCAACAUUGUUGCUCCAGAAAUUGCUCCUGCCGUGAGCACGACUGAGUUCGAUCAUUGUGUGAUGAAACAAUAUAAUGAGCAGCAACGCCUGAUGCCAUCGCCUGACAAAGCUACUAUCGACGAAGACAAAUCCAAACGCUGGGUCCACAUGGACAUGCAGCUAAUGAAGGAUUCAAUUCGGAAGACCAUCAAACGAGCCCAACGACACAAGCUUGUUCGAUUCACUCGCUCGUGCGGGUUAGAAUUCCGUCAGAAAGUGGAGGAUGCUCACUUUCCCGAAAGAAUUCAAGAGGCGGUAACGAACUGCGUUUCCGCACAGGCAUCAUUCCAGACCUCUGUCAGCAGUCUAGUCAACGAACGCUACCGCCGACUCAAGGACGAAAUAGCCGAAGUUGAUGUUUCUAACACUGUUCUUCACCUGAAGAAGAGGGUCUCUCAACGUCUCGGAGGUUUCGAAAAAGACCUAAAGGCAAGAAUCAAUUACAGGGACAUAAUCCGUCGGGCGCAAGCCAAUGUCCCUAUUGUACGGGCAAAGUCUGCGUCUCUGUGGCUGGAUGUCUGUGAUAGAAGCAGGAGGUGGGCCAAGGCAACAGAGCAUGGCAUUGAAGCAGCCCUCAGUAGGACUCGGAAUGGCAUGCAUGACUGGAGGGAGCACUUGAAACAAUCUUGGGGCCCAACUACAGAUAAUACUAGGUCAUUUUCGUGGAGAUUGAAAGCAUUUUGGGGUUCGAAGCUACCUGAGUCGUUCAGUCGGUUCGAUAUUUGGACAUUUUGGAGCCCACCCGUCAAGAAGGCUGAGGAAGAGCAGUCGGCUUGGGCAAAGUUACUUGACCACAAGUGGAAGCUGGGGUGGUCAAAGUAG
This is a messenger RNA of Yarrowia lipolytica CLIB122, 1824 nucleotides long. The record is from RefSeq and is a predicted model, not a curated record. NCBI's taxonomy places the organism in Eukaryota, Fungi, Ascomycota, Dipodascomycetes, Dipodascales.